This is a messenger RNA of Aspergillus campestris IBT 28561, 778 nucleotides long. Its product is annotated as putative DUF341 family oxidoreductase. The transcript is spliced from 3 exons. The record is from RefSeq and is a predicted model, not a curated record. NCBI's taxonomy places the organism in Eukaryota, Fungi, Ascomycota, Eurotiomycetes, Eurotiales, Aspergillaceae. Gene Ontology annotation, cellular component: cytoplasm; nucleus. The coding region runs from base 37 to 711 and encodes 224 amino acids.
CGCGGUGCUCGGUCUUCCUAUCACACGUCAGCGACAAUGCCUUUGAAAUUAUUAUGCCUUCACGGCUGGGGGACGAACGUCAAGAUUCUCCGGUCUCAGCUGAGCGGUCUUAUGGCCAAUUUGCGCCACGACCAUACGGCAACAUUCCACUUCCUCGAGGGCGACGUAGACUCGGUCCCGGGCCCCGGCAUCGCAGGCUUCUACGACGGUCCCUACUACAGCUACCACCAAUUUCCUCGACCGGUGAGCAGUCCGGACCCCGAGGGUGCAUCCGUACUAGAUGCAUAUGAUCGGCUAUACGAGACGAUCGACGAGGAAGGGCCUUUUGACGGCGUGUUGGGCUUUUCACAUGGUGGGACACUGGCGGCCAGCUUUCUCAUCCACCAUGCCAAGUUGUACCCCCAAGAAUCACCGUUGUUUCGUUGCGCCAUUUUUAUCAAUGCUUUGGCGCCAUUCCGCAUGGAUCCCGGCACCGAUCCUGUCAUUGACCCGGAUGUCGAAGGGUACAUCAACAUCCCCACUGUCCACAUCGGCGGCGCCCAAGACCCCUGGCUCGAGUACUCACUCGCCCUACAUGGCUUGUGUGAUCCAUCCCGAUCGUCGUGGGUGGUGCACAGCCGUGGGCAUGAUAUUCCGGGGGACAAGAAGAAUUUGUCGGCUAUAGCUAGCGCUGUACGGAAGCUAUCCGUACAGGCCUUGACAAUAUGGUGAUGCACGCGUCGCGUAAUGGGAUAGAUGUUCGAUUAUCUUGUAGAUCAAUUUGACUGCUAUAGUCUAA